AUGUGGUUGAUGCCCAAGACUGGCCCUGAAGGCUGGACCAAGAUAAAAGCUCAGCAAGUGAACCUGUUGUUCAUCAGAGAUGAAUCGGCUAUCAACACCAUCGCAAGUCAGAACCUUGCCCAGACAGAUACAAUGUCACAACAGAGGGGCGGCGAGCUUCAGCUCUCGGGCGAAACACAAUCCUCGGGAAAUACAACAUACUCGUUGGAGAGAUACCUCGGCAGUGACGGAGGCGUCACAGAGCGGCUGCUUACAGGGCUCAACGUCAACGGUAUCAUGAGCCGAGCCCGAGUAGUCCAGAGCGAGGCAGGAAGGCUGGCGGAUAAAGUCACUCAACCGCCCCGGGGACAAAGUUGA
Messenger RNA from Thermothelomyces thermophilus ATCC 42464, 357 nucleotides. RefSeq lists its product as uncharacterized. Lineage: Eukaryota; Fungi; Ascomycota; Sordariomycetes; Sordariales; Chaetomiaceae. The record is from RefSeq and is a predicted model, not a curated record. Bases 1 to 357 code for a protein of 118 amino acids. The transcript is spliced from 3 exons.